Molecule: messenger RNA, 507 nt
Organism: Scophthalmus maximus (turbot)
Lineage: Eukaryota; Metazoa; Chordata; Actinopteri; Pleuronectiformes; Scophthalmidae
Gene: ndufb4
Product: NADH:ubiquinone oxidoreductase subunit B4
Exons: 3
Coding region: 37-420 (127 amino acids)
Cellular component (GO): mitochondrion
Source: RefSeq, a predicted model, not a curated record
CACAGAGCUCUUCCAUCCGUCCUCCAUCAAACAAUCAUGGCGGACUACCAAGAGGCGCCCUUGGCCACUCGGCCGAAAACACUGGAUCCGAACGAGUACUUCAGCGUCUCGUUGGAGCAGAGGCGCUCCGAACAGAGCCGGGCGGCGCUGCGAGCCAACCUGAAGAGGCAAUAUCAGAUGCAGCUCAACAACCCGCUCAGGAGAGAGCUUAUUGAAGACCCUGCGCUGACACGCUGGGUGUAUGCACGCACCCACACCUACCCACACUUCAACGCCACGUCCAAGACGUCUCUGUUGGGUGCGAUGUUUGGAGUUGCACCCCUCUUCAUCCUCUACUACGUCUUCAAGACAGACAGGGACAGGAAGGAGGGGCAGAUUAAGGCUGGAACCGUGGAGCGCAAGUUCUGUAUGUCAUCGUGAGCUUCGACAAAAGAUCUGCGUGUUCUAGUGAUGAUUUCAGUGCGUGUAAUUAUUAUUAACGAAAUAAAAAUAUAUUGUCAAAAACAA